Molecule: messenger RNA, 5415 nt
Organism: Theileria parva strain Muguga
Lineage: Eukaryota; Apicomplexa; Aconoidasida; Piroplasmida; Theileriidae
Product: putative integral membrane protein
Exons: 3
Coding region: 1-5415 (1804 amino acids)
Source: RefSeq, a predicted model, not a curated record
AUGGAGCCGCCAAACGAACCAACCCAGGCUCCGUCGAAGCCUGAAUUCCCAUGGUUGCCGAAGGAGUGUAUCUUUACUAUGCAGCAAUGGCUAUAUCGACGAACGCUUCAUACAAAAAGAUAUAAAAAGAGAUACGUGGUACUGCACAACGAAAGACUUUAUAGUUUCACCAAGCUUCCGUCAUUUGAAAAGUUUGAUUUAAAUAAUAUUCACUCAGUUUUGAGAUCAGCAUCAAAUAGCUGGAUUUUAACAGGAUCUGUAGUAUCAGCAGACCCAGACGUCAAUACAGGACUCUUUAAAUGGAAAAUAGAGUUCAAAAAUUAUAAGAAACCAGUAACAUCAAUUGAGAACAUCAAUAAGUUCUUGACAGAUAAACCAGAUUUGACUAUAGGAAAUGUAGAUCAUAUAGACUGUAUAUUUGAAGAUGUAACAUCGUCUGUUCUUGAAAACAAGAGCGCAAAUAUAGAACCGCAGGAUUGUUUGUGGUUUGCAACGACUAAUCAUAAGAUCGCAUCAGACUGGCUAAUAGCACUAUUAUAUACAUCAAGAUACGGGUCUCUGUAUAAUUUAAUAUACAAAAAUCCGUCUAGAAGAAGAUUUCAGCAGUUCACACUACCAUGGUACCUGAUGGCGUUGGACUACUUUCCAAACCUAUCCAAGGAUGAAAACUCAAAACAGCCAUUAACCUCGUUUACAUAUAUAAAGAUAGAGAUUAAAAGGGUCUUUGACUUCCCAAUGCUCCCAAACGCAAAAAUCUACUGCGCGGUGGAGUUUAAUAGUAGUUUUUACAUUAUACAACUGCAUAGAUUUGAACACGAGAAUCUCACCUCGACACCCUCAGCAAUGGUCCGUGACGACGAUUCAGUUUCAAGUUUAACAGCAUACAUUAGUAGAAACUCGGAGUACUCGAUUCAUAAGCUACCAUCAGAUGAAUUAAGUCAAAUACAAGUUAAUUGCCAGAAGACGUAUUUAGGAGAUGAUGAAGGCUCACAAUCAAGUUAUUAUCCAACUAAUGUACAAUUUUCGACAUUGGAAAAUGGUAUUGGUAAACUCAAUCCCCAAUUAAACACAGUAGCACCGACUAAUACAAGUGUACCAAAUUCAGUAGCAGGACCGCCAGAAGAUGACCCUCAGAACGUAAUAACAAGGCUUCUAAACUUAAACUCCCACAAGGAUAUCAAGAAGAAGCAGGUCGUGGAAAAGAGAAGCAUAAUUUAUGACGGAGCAUCAGUGUACAUCCCAGUGUAUAAAAAUACAACACAAGAAAUAGUAUGGCUGCAUUUCUUCGGAGACUAUGACGUGUAUAUGGGAACAGCAAGCAUUAGGGAUGUUGAUUUUGCAUCAAGAGACCCAGCGCCAGUGAAGACGUGUAUGAUAAAGUUCAUUGAGGGAUUAAACCCGCUACACUAUAAAAGAGUAGACGUGUCAAGCUAUAAAGGCGAGUCGACAGUGUUGAACAAGUCAAGCGCAAGGUCAAUUUCAAACGAUAGAGGAUUUGUAGAAUUGUCAGUAAUAAUACCAAAACACCUGGGGAAUUUCCUAGACCCAGUGAUAAUAUCGCAUGGAUCGCCGAAAGAAUAUUUAUCAAACGCAAGCAGAUCAUCAAUAUCAGUAGGAAUACAAAUGUUGAUAGCAAAUAUAAAGAGAGUCAGACAGUCGUUUACAGUUUUAAAGGAUAUAAUACACGCAUUGAAGUCGAUCCUGGAGUUUAGAAGUAUGUUCACCUCAUUCACAGCAAUGUUCUACUUCAUACUGGUCUUUGGAAUAUUCCCAAACCGAAUGCUCGUAAUUUUCCUGUUGCCCAUCCUGGCAUAUAUAGUGUGCACACACCCAAGUUUCAUCGAUUUAACGUUCCUUUUCUUGCUCAAAUUCCCAAUUUUAAUCGCAAUUCUGCCAAAGAGAUUUACAUACCCAUUUCUGCUCAUGCCAAAGCUCUCGUGUAUACUAUGCUCUAAAAAGCCGAGUUUUUUGAAACAGAACGCACAAAUUGUUGAUCCAGACAUGGUCUCGAAAGAGGAAAUCUCAUCUAAAACAUUUCAGUACUCAUCGAAUAAGAAGCUGCCAAAGUCAAUGUACCUGAAUCCGAACACCAACGAUGAGGCAGAAGUCAUAGUGAACCCCUUCUCAGCAGCAAACGCAAUACAAGUAAACACAGACUCAAAUAGGAAAAGAGACAAAUCACAAGAUUCAUUUGAUGAAAAUAAUAUGUUGAACCAGCCAACCUACGUGGAUUUUGAGAAGAGAAUAUCAGUACACCUAAAUAGCCUGCCAAUGAUCACCUCAAAACACUUGCUUAACGACUCAAUAGAGAUAACAAGAUACAAAGGAACCAGAAUCGAAACGUGUAAGCAUAGAGGAAUCAUCAUGUCAUACCUGAGCGUGAUGUUUAUAAAUGAAAUGGGGGUUGAAUUAUUUGAUAGCGUCCACGGAGACGGGCUCUCAAUAAUUAAGGGGUACCACGAUAUAUACUAUAACAUACCGCCAUACAGACACGUGCCAUUCUGGCCCAACGUGAAGUUCACGUUGUAUUUCUUGUUUUAUAUGUUCUUUUUGACGUUUUUUGGGGGAAUAUCGAAUUUCCAGCUCCUGCACCUGCUUCACAGAAAUAAACUCAUUUGCAGACUAACGCUGGAGUCGAAAGGAGUAGUUGAAACAAAACCAAAGAGCCAACAACAACAAACGAAGCAAAAGAAUGUAUCGCUGUAUGAAAAUGAAAGGAGGAUUUUGUUCGGAAAGUUUUCAAAGCUUAAUUUAAGGUUCUAUGAAAGGGGGUAUUUUUCAACAGAAGACGGCCAGUUUGUGUCAGUAGACUUGAGUAAAUACUUAGUGCGCUUGGUAGUCAAUGAGAACACGGAUCAAGAAGGAUGGACAUACGCAAAGAAUUGGAAUUCACAGUUUACAAAUAAACCAAAUUCAAUGACAUUUGUGAGGAGAAGAAAGUGGAUACUGACCCCAAACGAUAGUAAAAACAUAGAGUAUAUACUGAAGAGCAGAUUCUCAUCGAAACUUUCAUCAGACUACUUUGUAAACAUGGCACAAAAUGAUAAAAACAACCAAGUUGAAAAUGAUUGUGUUAGCCUAACAAGUGACGAAUCGUGGGGGACCUCAAAACUAUCAACAGCAAACGUUAAAAAUAACUUAAAUGAGAUAGCGUUGGAGGAUAAAAAUAAGUUAGUUAAUGGCAUAGGGCUAGAACAAUUAGGGAUUAAUGAAAAUUCUAAAGCAACCAAGAAAUCAAGCGACACAAACUAUGACAUAUCCUCUCAGGAUGAUGAAAACAUAGCACGACUGUACUUUAGAAAGGGGAAAGUGAAGAGAUUAGUUGACAGGAUAAAGGACGCAAGAGAAAGGAGAAAGACUCAGAAACAAGACAACUCAAAUAUGCAGCAAUACAUAAACUCACUAGUAGGGAAUAAAACCUCUGAUAAAUCAAGUGACAUUGAUAAACAAAAACAACCAAGGAGAUUACAUCUGCUGCGGGCACUUAGAAAGGGGAAAUACUCAGAAAACAUAAGUACUACAUCUGAACUAGGGAAUAACCACGUUAAUAACUUGUUGCAAGACACAGAACCUGAAAUAAGAUCAGUAUACUCAGGAUUAAGAUAUAGAGAAAAGAGUGAGUCCUCAUUACAAACGAUUUCAGAUGUGCAAAAUGAAGGUGAUGGGAAUGAUUUAUUGAUGUCAUUGAUGAAUUUGAACCAGAAUGACCCUUCACAGACGAUUUCAGAAAACGAGAUUUUCCUACCAUCAACAAUCACCCUAAACCUUAAUGAAGACAUAUUACCCCAACCAUCAAGUCUAAACGAUACCACACCUUUUGACCCUAAUUACGUGAAAAAGAGGCCCCCCAAAGUAACAACAAUCAGGAAGUUGUACAGAUUUACAAAACCGCUGGAAAAGGAUAUAAUAACAAAAGAACAGUCUGCCACUAAGUUAUCCACAUCAAAGAUCGCAAAGUUGGUUAAUUACUUAACGUCUCUACAUAACCCAGACGAGACUCCCAUGUCGGAUCGUACUCCAUACUCAACAAUAUCACAAUUUUCAACAGAUUCACAAGGAGUUAAGAGGAAGAGCAUGAUAAGGAAGGUGUUUGAGACGAUGUUUGCAAUUUUGUUCGCACUGCCGAUUUGCAUACUGCUGGACUUGGGGAAGCUGUUUGUGGGAUUCUUUUGGCUCCUGUUGAGAACAGUGCUGGGAAUACCAGAACCAGUGGAAGAAAGAAGACCGACAGUAACGAAACAAAGGGUGUUCAAGUAUAGAGCAGUGUGUAGAUUAGCAAUGACAGAAGAAGAUGAGUUGUAUUUUAGACUAGUAAAACCGAGAAGAUGCUUUAUGUUGGGAGAAAGGUUAAAGAUAUUCAAAAGAAUAUGUUAUGCAGAAAACAUGUAUUUUGUACAUAACCUGAAUAAGCUGAUGAUUGACUCUACCAGGAAAUAUGGAUCAGAGUCAGAUUCAUCAUCAGACGAAGAGUCAGUGGGAUCACUAAUGGCAUUAAGAGAAAGUAUGGAAAGGUCGUUUUCGAACCAAUAUUUGGAAGAUUCUGAUACGUUAUUGGAGUCAGAUAUAGAGACAAUAAAUAGAAACGAAAUAACAUCAGAAGAUGAUUUGGAAGAUUUGAGAACCUUUUCAAUGAACCCGUUUGAUUUGGAUGAAAGUGAUGAGGAAAUACUGAAUAUGAUGAGAAAAUCAUACGACUCAACAGAGAACAUAGAAGAGACGGUGAAAAAAGUAAAGAAGAAGAAAGGUAAAAUAGCAAAUUACAUUUCUGGAAUAUAUUCUAAAAGAAUGUCAAGAAAAGGAAAAUAUGUAGAUGAACAACACUUGUCAGAUUAUGACCAAGACUCAGAUGAAAAUAUAGAAACAGGUAAUAAAAUAGGAGUAAUAGGAAUGUUAAAGAAAGUGAAGGAUCAGAUAGUAAUGGCAAAUUACAAAAUUAACCUGUACAAUAUGAGAUUUGAGAAGUUUUUGAACAUGUUCUCAUGGAAAAAUUACUCUGUGACCACCAUAGUAUUGUUUUUGCUGAUACUGAUCAUAAUGAUAAACCUGUUCUUCAGCAUAGAAAUCAUAAUGCUGGCAUAUAUCCUGUACCAAUUCAAGGCAGGAUACAAGAGAGGAACGUGGGAAAGAAUAGUAUUAAGUACAACAAAGAGGCAUAUAAGUAAAGCAAUAGUGGAAUUGGAGAUUUUCAGACCAUUUUGGGACCUAUCAACACACCAAAUACAGGUUUUGUCAAAUAGAAUCAAGGCCUUUUCGUCAAUAGAGCUGGAAAUCAACACAAUUAGAGAAGCAAAAGACGAAGCACACCUGGCAUAUAUAGUGUCAGAUCGAUUAAUUAACGGGAAAUUCGCAAGAAAUUGGAAAAGAUACAGAUGGAUCAACAACCUGUUCAGGCAGGCACCAUGUAAACAAUAUUAA